Molecule: messenger RNA, 4998 nt
Organism: Colossoma macropomum (tambaqui)
Lineage: Eukaryota; Metazoa; Chordata; Actinopteri; Characiformes; Serrasalmidae
Gene: usp12b
Product: ubiquitin specific peptidase 12b
Exons: 9
Coding region: 132-1286 (384 amino acids)
Biological process (GO): protein deubiquitination
Cellular component (GO): cytosol; nucleus
Molecular function (GO): cysteine-type deubiquitinase activity; cysteine-type endopeptidase activity
Source: RefSeq, a predicted model, not a curated record
AAUAACGCAGUGACACUCCCUCAUUUGGUUUCCAGCCGCUGGACGGGCGAAAGGUUUCCCCGGAACUUCAGCCGCUUUAACGGCUGUCACCGUUUUUAAAUUGGGGUUUGGUCCAAUAUGGCGGCAGACGGAUGGAAAUACUGAUGACAGUCCGAAAGAUCGCCUCGAUUUGUACGAUGGGCGCCAAUGCCUCUGCCUUGGAGAAGGAGAUUGGACCGGAACAGUUCCCCGUAAAUGAACACUACUUUGGGCUGGUCAAUUUCGGCAACACCUGCUAUUGUAACUCAGUGCUGCAGGCCCUGUACUUUUGCCGGCCCUUCCGAGAGAAAGUGCUGGCCUAUAAGGUCCAGCCACGGCGCAAAGAGAGCCUGCUGACCUGUCUGGCAGACCUCUUUAACAGCAUCGCCACGCAAAAGAAGAAGGUGGGAGUCAUUCCCCCUAAGAAGUUCAUCUCGCGGCUGAGAAAGGAAAAUGAGCUGUUUGACAACUACAUGCAGCAAGACGCACAUGAGUUUCUCAACUACCUGCUCAACACAAUCGCGGACCUGCUGCAGGAGGAGAAGAGCCAGGAGCGGCAGCAGAAUGGCAAGCUGGUGCAGAACGGAGGAGGAGGAGGGGGGGGAGGAGGAGGCAGCGGGAGCAGCACGGGGGAGGCGGAAUCAGACGAGAAGACUCAGCAGACCUGGGUGCACGAGAUUUUCCAGGGCACGCUGACCAAUGAGACACGCUGCCUCAACUGUGAAGCGGUGAGCAGUAAAGAUGAGGACUUUUUAGACCUCUCAGUGGAUGUGGAGCAGAACACCUCCAUUACGCACUGUCUCAGGGGCUUCAGUAACACAGAGACCUUAUGUAGUGAAUACAAGUACUACUGUGAGCAGUGUCGGAGUAAGCAGGAGGCACAGAAAAGGAUGCGGGUGAAGAAAUUACCUAUGAUCCUCGCCCUGCACCUAAAGCGCUUUAAGUACAUGGACCAGCUGCAUCGCUACACCAAGCUGUCCUACCGCGUGGUCUUCCCUCUGGAGCUGAGGCUCUUUAACACCUCUGGAGAUGCCACCAACCCUGACCGCAUGUAUGACCUUGUGGCUGUGGUAGUGCACUGUGGGAGUGGUCCUAAUCGUGGCCAUUACAUCACUAUAGUGAAGAGUCACGGCUUCUGGCUACUGUUUGAUGAUGACAUUGUAGAGAAAAUAGAUGCCCAGGCAAUAGAGGAGUUCUAUGGGCUGACAUCUGACAUUUCCAAAAACUCAGAGUCAGGGUACAUCCUCUUCUACCAGUCCAGAGACUAAGCCAACGGGAGUGAGAGAAUGUGGCUUUGUGAAAGUCAGGGUUAGGGAGAAGGCGGGCUUGAGCUACUUAGGCAUGCUCUGCCCCCCCACUUCAGACCCUCUCAGUCGAGUCCCCGAGUCAUCCAGGUCCAUCAGCGAGGCUUUGCACCGGAGCAUCAAGCAGACAGGAGCAGUUGAUGCCAGAGCGACCUGGACACGGCACAACCAUCUCCAAACAGAAGCAAUGGCAGUCUGGAGGCUAUUCAUCGCCACACUCCCCUGCUUUGUGUUGUUGAGUUCCAUGCACACAUCCUCCAUCAGUCACAGCCGAGGAGACGCAGAGAACCUUGGACGACAUAAAGAUGGACAACACAGUCACUUAUUUUAACAAGUUGACCUGCUUGAGAAAGGUGGUGAAGGGAGGUCUGAUGUUAUGGGAUUCAUUUUUUGCUGCAUGACACUUUGAAUUAAGUUCUGUCAUGGCAGAUUGACCUACUGUAAAAGGUGAGAUUUUUGGCACAGCAUCAUGUUUGAUGAAGAGAUUCCACACCUGUACAUGUCUGGUGAUCAGUGUAAAACGAAUUCUGUUUGCUUAGCAAUCAGCCAGCUAUUUAUGAUUGCCUGAUGUCUCUAGAAUAGGUCCUUUAGUUAUCAUAUUAAAUGUGGCAAUAAUACAGUGCAUUUCUGCUCCAUCUCAGCAAAUGGGUUUGGCUGGUUUUAAUUACAGUGAUGUGGACGAGGGUUUUUUUUUUUGUUUGUUUUCUUUGAGUAGGCACAAGUGAUCAUUCACAGAAAUGUUCUUUUGGAAGGAAGCCUGUGGGUUGGCAGUGAGUGAAGUGACAUCUGCUUUGUGAAGCAGAGAGGAUUUUGGGUACUGGUGUGGUGCCUGUGCGGCAGUUUAGUUGUAAAUGAGGCUGAGUUGGCUUUUUGGGAUUCUGGUUGAGUAUUAAAAUGAAUGUAAAGCAGUCUGACUAUUGGAAGGGCGCAGUGUGCAGGUGCAGUGCUUUGAUUGCGUCAUGGAGUGCACACUUCAGGGAGCGCACACUAUGGCCUGUAGUGUGCACUCUGUAGAUUGUAAAGAGAAAUUCAGAUAUAGCAAUGCCAGUCAUAACAUAAAAGACGUCCGUUUUGCAGCAUUUAUGCACACGGUAUUGGAUAUAGUGGCAUUGCUAAAUUAUUGAUGCUAUUGCUAAUUGAAUUUAGCGUUUUUUUUUCAGUUAAUAGAAGGUUCGUUUUACAACAAAACUUCAUUUAUGGUUUUGAAUGUGUAGCGACUCAUGUUUUCUCCUUGUCUUUAUAUUCAGUGUCUGUUUGUUUUUAACUUGAUGCAGUAGGAGAAUGGAAGGAGAAGAAGUGAAGCACAGCAUUGCGGACCGUUUGCUUUCGCGUGGUCAGGAACCUGUUCACAAAUAUCAAGUUGUUCUGAACUUUCAGCUCAACUGCACAACAGAGGAUUGACUUACUUUAUGGGUCAUUAGAACAGCUCAGUGAUUCCCUCAAACUGGCCAUGUUCAAAUUUCACAAACUCAUUGUAGCACAAAGAACAUCAUCAUGUGAACUAUUUUUCUAAAAUCAUCACAGCCAUUCAUGCCCACCUUGAAUUGCAAUUAUCAUAGGUAGAAAUCAGUGUAGCGUAGAUUCAUUUGGGAAACAUGACAUAAUUGGUAUUCCUUUUUGUUUUCUUGGAGCGAGUCCGAGUCAGUGAUCCGUUGGCUGCAGCAUCACUGGUGAACAUGCCCACUCUCUGGUAGAGUGAGGGCAUUCGCACUCUGCUGCCUCACUGCUGCUAAAGAAACUCCACAGGAACAUAAAUGGUCUUGAGUUCUUGAAGUCUUGAGGUCUUGAAUUCUUCCACAAAAUUAAGAAAGGCACAAAUGCCUUAAUGACAGCCUGAUGUCAUAAUUGUACAUAAAGUUUCAGUGUACUUUAUUGGUCCCUGGAUGCUUAUCCAGACCUCUUCUCUCUGCAUUAAAAUGAGCUCAUCUUGUGUUUCCACCUGAAUGUAGCCACCAGGAGGACUUAAAUGAAUGCGUUUGUUUCUCAUUGUGCAGUUCGUCAUGUAAAUUGCACGUUGGUUUUAUUUGACUCCUUUCUUCUUGAAUACACACGUGAGGAUUCUAAACUGACUUUGCUGCAUUAAACUUCACAAGUUCUGUAAAACAACUUGUGCAUGGUAUUACAACUGUUAUGAAGCUGGUGUAAAUGUUAUAAAUGGGUAGCAGCCGUUGCAGAUAUAAUGAUUGUGUUAAAUGGGAAUUCCACCAGUUUUUCUAAAUAUGUGCAUAACUCAAUUGUUAAGAUGUAAACAAAGUGAAUUCAGAGUGGUUUGAUGUAAAAUGGUGUAUUGUAGAGAAACUUACAGACUCAGAUUUCAGUACAGUUUGUGGUGAUACGAACCAGGGAAGUGUACAAUGCAAAUAUAGCCAGUGAACCUAGAUGUCUUUUGAUUUUUAUACUUAAUGUUGAUAUUGGUAAAAUGGUGGGAAAUCCAACAAAGAAGUGACUAUUUUGCUUUAGAGCUCCCUGCAUUUACCUCUCUGCUAUGAAUAAAUACAUUUUUUUGAUAGUUUUGAGAGGUCAAAACCUCUCAAAACUAUCAUAAAAUAAUGUCCCAGGCACCAAGUAGCAAAUUGUAUAGCGUAUACUGCGACGUAGCUUUUAGAGGUAUUAAACUCUUCAGAUGUCUGGUUCCUGUCAUCACCACUGUGAACAAUUCUGACUCGCUAAGUUUCUCUAGAACGAAUUAUUUCACAUCAAACCACUCCGAAUGACUUUGUUCACAUCUUACUGAUUAAAUUCUGCAUACAUUUUCAAAAAUCAGUGUGAAUCCCCUUUAAGACAACCUAGUUCUGAUGUGUACCAGCAUAAGGAAUGUGCAGGUACAACAAAACAUAUGGUGUGAUGCCAUGUUUAUAACACUUUAUACUUCUUUUAUAACAGUCUGAAAUGGAACGGUCAUUAUCAACAUGCGUUAAAACUGCUAGUGUGCAUUAACUGGACAUUUUAUGUUUUAGAUUUGACUAGUAAGCAGACGAAGGAAAGGAGGGAGAGGGUGCUGAAAGUCUUUGUUUUUUCAUUCUACUUCAUAAUUUAUGUAAAAUUCUAACUUAUUUUUUCAUAGAUGUUCAUUGUUUUAUAUAUAUAUAUAUAUUUGCUAAUUGAUCAUUCAUUUGGGCAUGCCACUGGUGUGGUGGGAUUUUAUUUGGGCAAAUUGUGGCUACAGAAUUGUAUGAUUUGGUAAUGGGGUUUGGUUUUUGAUUGGUAUAAUAAGAAAGAUGUGCACAGUUGGAGCCAAGUAGGCUAAGAGAAUGCUGUAGCACUCAGCCUAUUCAGAUAUGCAGUAGGCUACAUCACAAGGGUCAUUUCUAGUCAUUGACACACAUUUAUGCACUGAUCAUAAUAAUUACAGAAUUAAAUUUAGCAUUAGCAAGCUAGCUUGCUACUGCAAACGUUAAGUGCAAUGCUGCCUCAAGUUAUCUCAUGCUAACAUUCAGAGUACCACAGUGUGCAAAGCUAUGUGAUUUUUGUGAUCUCCUCACUCCCCACAACCACUGCCUGUUGCGCACAGUGGCAACAUUUGAUUCAAUACUGGUUUAAAAAAAGUGCACUUUUUGACAAACAAUGUACAGAUUGUAAAAAAGAGGGCUUGGGAUGAAGUGUAUGGAAAGAAUGAAAGAUGGGACUGGUCCAACCUGUCUCCAAUAAAAAGAAAAACAAAAAAAAAAGACAUCAA